This is a messenger RNA of Toxorhynchites rutilus septentrionalis, 1489 nucleotides long. RefSeq names its product putative zinc finger protein C09F5.3. NCBI's taxonomy places the organism in Eukaryota, Metazoa, Arthropoda, Insecta, Diptera, Culicidae. Gene Ontology annotation, cellular component: nucleus. Bases 96 to 1364 code for a protein of 422 amino acids. The transcript has 2 exons. Gene Ontology annotation, biological process: regulation of transcription by RNA polymerase II. Gene Ontology annotation, molecular function: DNA-binding transcription factor activity, RNA polymerase II-specific; RNA polymerase II transcription regulatory region sequence-specific DNA binding. The record is from RefSeq and is a predicted model, not a curated record.
AAACUACAUAGAGGAAAAAUAUAAACAAAACAGAAAAAAUAAUAUGAAUUAUAUAUAGUUAGUUUGAUAACGAUUUGCGCUGUUUCAAAAUUUUAAUGAAGAUGGCUCAAUCAACGAAAAAAUUCGCAUAUGCGUCUGCGAACCAAAAACCUGUCGCCUCGACAGGUUCUUGCGGAAAACAGCCAAAGUCCUCUAUAAAAUCCAUAAUAUUGGAACAAAAUGGUGAGAAACGGAUACUUAAAAAAGUGAAACUCAAAGGGCCUCUAAAAGUCCCGCCGAAAAUUAAACCUACGCAGGAACUGAAUAAAAUCCACAAACCCGAAGUAGCUAAAGAUCAACUGUUUACAUGCAUAUUCUGUAGUGGGAAGUUCAAAAGUAAAAAGGAACUGGAGACACACAUUUUAAAACAUGGGACAGAAUCUCAGCAAAGCAAAAAGAUAGAAGAAACAACAAAUUUAAAACAGGAAAGUGCCAUAAUGCUUAUUGAGUGUGAAUGGUGUCCCGAAACGUUCAUUUCAAUGUCACGAGCGAUUGAACACAAAUAUCGGAAGCAUAGUCACGAGAGUAAAAAUUAUUUCUGCACUUUAUGCGGCAAAUUGUUCCCACUUAAGGUAGCUCUUGAUCAACACCAGAGUCUGGAGCAUAAAAACGUUAAGAAAGCGAAGGUGUCCAGUUUGGACUUCACUUGUGAAUUUUGUAGCAUUGCGUUCCUUUCACGGGAUGCUCUCGAGCUACACGUCAAAACCGCCCACAACCUGGAGAAUCGUAUGAUGGCACACCCUUUCUUCCCUCCGCCAUCGAAAAAGGUCCGCCUCAACCGAGCCGGGGAAAUCAUUUCCAUUUACUACUGUCAUCUCUGCGGAUGUGAGUAUAUGCUCAAGUUCAACUUGCUUAAGCAUAUCGAUAUGCAUCACUCGUACGAGGAGCGCUGUGCGAUCCCGGAAGAUCUGCUCAAAUGUAGCACUUGCGAUUCGGUGUUCUACACGAAACGAGCAUUCGAUGUGCACAAUGUUCACCACAAACCCGAAGAUCUUUACGUUACGAGCGAAGAGCAUCGGCUGAACAUUGUGGCGAGAGUGGACCAGGAUUUCGACUUUCGACGGGUGCCGACGGCUAUGGACAAUGCGAUGAAGACGAUUGAAGGUGUCGGAUCGGAAUCCGCGACGGUUUUAGCCAAGAAGCACCGCGCGAAGGGAACCAAGGGUAAAGCAGCAGCAUCCGCCAGUACCACAACGCGAACAUCCAGUGGCGGUGACCUCGGUACAAACACACCAGCAGGAUCUAUCAGCUUGAAUGAUUUGAGUGCUACGGCUUGUGUGAGCUCAGUUGGCAUCGAAGCGUUACAGUUUUUGCUUGGUGAUUAAUUGGCAUGUUCGGAAUAAGAAUGAAAUUACUAUAGUCAGUUUAUGUGGCGAUGUAGAAGUCGUUUCUGGCUUGUUUAAUAUAAUUAAAUCGAAUGGUUGUUUAUGAAUUUCUAAAUAUCCAAAAA